This is a messenger RNA of Colletotrichum karsti, 393 nucleotides long. RefSeq lists its product as uncharacterized. NCBI's taxonomy places the organism in Eukaryota, Fungi, Ascomycota, Sordariomycetes, Glomerellales, Glomerellaceae. Gene Ontology annotation, cellular component: cytosol; mitochondrion. The record is from RefSeq and is a predicted model, not a curated record. The transcript has 3 exons. Gene Ontology annotation, molecular function: deaminase activity. Bases 1 to 393 code for a protein of 130 amino acids.
AUGCCAGCCCUCAAGAAAGUCGAGGUCAUUACCGACGGUGCCCCGGCCCCAUUGCCGUUUUAUUCACAGGGUGUGAAGGUUGGAGAUAUGGUCUAUGUAUCCGGAAGCCUGGGCAUUGAUCCUUCCACAGGAAAGUUCGUUGAGGGCACUGUGGCGGACCGUACUACUCAAAUUCUGAAAAACAUUUCAAACAUUCUUGAAGCUGCAGGCACAAGCCUCCACAACGCUGUUAAACUCAAUGUGUUCCUUACGGACAUGGAAAAUUUUAGUAUCCUCAAUGAGGCAUAUGAGAAGUUCUUUACGCAGGGCGUGCGCCCGAUCAGGACUUGUGUUGCUGUCAAGCAACUCCCGUUUGGCACCGAUGUUGAGAUCGAGGCAUCCGCGCAUUUGUAG